Messenger RNA from Humulus lupulus (European hop), 414 nucleotides. RefSeq lists its product as uncharacterized. NCBI's taxonomy places the organism in Eukaryota, Viridiplantae, Streptophyta, Magnoliopsida, Rosales, Cannabaceae. The coding region runs from base 1 to 414 and encodes 137 amino acids. The record is from RefSeq and is a predicted model, not a curated record. The transcript has a single exon.
AUGGCGUUAGAAGCUAAUAACGAAGCCAUACAAUGCAAAGUCUUUUCAACAACUUUCUUCGGGCCGGCUCUGUUAUGGUUCCGACAAUUAAAGGCCGGAUCACUCAACAGUUUUAAUGAUCUCCGAUGGUCCUUCUUACAGCAGUACAGCGCGAACCGAGAGGCUCCCAGAACAAUGUUCGAUCUCUAUCGAAUUGAACAAGGGGAGAAUGAACAUCCAAAGGCAUACUUACAGCGUUUCAUUGACCUCGUGCAUCAAAUACACGACGUCGACCCACUCACCGCAGCAAAUCUCUUCGUCAAAAGCUUGCAGGUGGGGUCACUCUUGCAUGAGAAUCUCACUAUGACACCACCAUACGACAUGGCAGACGUGCAGACCCGAGCCGAGGGCGUCUUCAGGGUAUUAGAAUUUUGA